GAGAACUCUGCAAAACAAGAGGCUGGAGGAUUGCGUUAGCGAGAAACCAGUUCGCGCCGGAGCCUGUGCAAGGCGGCGGCUGAGGCGGACGCGGCCGCUCGGCGCACUCUGAGGAAAGGCCAGCAAGCAGGGAGACGCCGUCCCGUCGCCAUGGGCAAGGGAGACCCCAACAAGCCGAGGGGCAAGAUGUCCUCGUACGCCUUCUUCGUGCAGACGUGCCGGGAGGAGCACAAGAAGAAGCACCCCGACUCGACGGUCAACUUCGCCGAAUUCUCCAAGAAGUGCUCGGAGAGAUGGAAGACCAUGUCGGCCAAGGAGAAGUCCAAGUUUGAAGACAUGGCCAAGAGUGACAAGGCCCGCUACGACAGGGAGAUGAAGAAUUACGUGCCGUCCAAGGUGGACAAGAAGGGCAAGAAGAAAGACCCCAACGCGCCGAAAAGGCCCCCGUCUGCCUUCUUCCUGUUUUGCUCCGAGUACCGCCCCAAGAUCAAGAGCGAGCACCCCGGCCUGUCCAUCGGCGACACGGCCAAGAAGCUGGGGGAGAUGUGGUCGGAACAGUCGGCCAAGGACAAGCAGCCGUACGAACAGAAAGCGGCGAAGCUCAAGGAGAAAUACGAAAAGGAUAUUGCUGCAUACCGUGCCAAGGGCAAAAGUGAAGUGGGAAAGAAAGGUCCCGGCAGGCCAACGGGCUCAAAGAAGAAGAAUGAGCCAGAAGAUGAGGAAGAGGAGGAGGAGGAGGAAGAGGAAGAGGAAGAAGAGGAGGAAGAUGAAGAAUAAAUGGCUAUCCUGUAAUAUGUAUGGAGUGUGUGUGUGUUUGCUCAGGCAAUUGUUUUGCUAAGAAUGUGAAUUCAAGUGCAGCUCAAUAUUAGCUUCAGUAUAAAAACUGUACAGAUUUUUGUAUAGCUGAUAAAAUUCUUUGUAGAGAAAAUACUUUUUUAAAAAAAUGCAGGCUGUAGCUUUUUGAGGGGCUACUACAUAGUUAGAUUUUAAAGCUUCUGACGUUGAAUGUUUCUAAAUAUUUAAUGGUUUCCUUAAUUUUUUGACUCGUGUAUUGGUAGCGCUGCAAAUCUGUAGGAAUUAGUAUGAUAGCAAAUUUUGGGUUUUUUUAGAAUGUUGCAUUUUGUUUUUUAAAAAAAUUUUUGUAAUAAAAUUAUGUAUAUUA
Messenger RNA from Sorex fumeus (smoky shrew), 1162 nucleotides. RefSeq names its product high mobility group box 2 (gene HMGB2). Gene Ontology annotation, cellular component: nucleus. Bases 151 to 777 code for a protein of 208 amino acids. Gene Ontology annotation, molecular function: DNA binding, bending. Lineage: Eukaryota; Metazoa; Chordata; Mammalia; Eulipotyphla; Soricidae. The transcript is spliced from 5 exons. The record is from RefSeq and is a predicted model, not a curated record. Gene Ontology annotation, biological process: regulation of transcription by RNA polymerase II.